This is a messenger RNA of Exophiala spinifera, 249 nucleotides long. RefSeq lists its product as uncharacterized. The transcript has 2 exons. Bases 1 to 249 code for a protein of 82 amino acids. Gene Ontology annotation, molecular function: zinc ion binding; structural constituent of ribosome. The record is from RefSeq and is a predicted model, not a curated record. NCBI's taxonomy places the organism in Eukaryota, Fungi, Ascomycota, Eurotiomycetes, Chaetothyriales, Herpotrichiellaceae. Gene Ontology annotation, cellular component: cytosolic small ribosomal subunit; ribosome. Gene Ontology annotation, biological process: translation.
AUGUCUCACGAAUCAGUCCACUAUUCACGACCUCGUACCUACGGCAAAGGCUCUCGCGGCUGUCGGGUGAACGGCGAUAAAAAGCAUUCCGGUAUCAUUCGAAAAUACGGCUUGAACAUGUCGCGACAGGCUUUCAGAGAAAAAGCAGAGCAGAUUGGCUUCAAGAAGGUGAGGGCUUGCAUCUGCCGUGUAUGUGUGGAUCGUAGAAGCAAGAGACUGACCGUGGGUGCCUUUCGACAGUAUCGGUAA